This is a messenger RNA of Musca domestica (house fly), 4144 nucleotides long. RefSeq lists its product as uncharacterized. Gene Ontology annotation, biological process: DNA replication. The record is from RefSeq and is a predicted model, not a curated record. Gene Ontology annotation, molecular function: DNA-directed DNA polymerase activity; DNA binding; nucleotide binding. Bases 32 to 4144 code for a protein of 1370 amino acids. Lineage: Eukaryota; Metazoa; Arthropoda; Insecta; Diptera; Muscidae. The transcript has 6 exons.
UUACAAGGAAAAAAAUGAAUUUGUGAAACAUAUGAAAAAGCAUUGUAUGUUUUGUGAUGUUUUAUGUGAAAGUGUAAACGAUUUAGAAUUGCACUUAGAGAACCAUCAUGGAGAUGAGCAUGUAAUGAAACAAAAUCGAGAUCAACAACAAGAAAAACUAAAGCAGCAGCAUGAAAAUAAAUCAGCUGUGAAGGUGGAAAAGUUUUGUGGUGAUUGUGAUAAAAUUGUGAAUAAUAUACGAUCACACGUUCGUAGCGAAGAACAUCGAUCCACCGUGAGAAAAAAUCUGGAUUCUGACAUAAAAAUUGUUAAAAGUGCAUUUAACAAAAAUAUACUCAGCUAUGAGAUACAAAACAAUAAAGACAUUUUGUACCCGAUCGAUUUUCUUAAUGCUUCAAAAGAAUUAAUAAUUAAAACCUUGAAAAAUGAGUUAAACGGUAAAACGCUCAUAAAAUUUAAUAUGGAACUCCAAGGACUGUAUGUGAAACCAAACAAUGAAAAAGAUGGACCUUCAACUUCCAAAGAGUUAACUAUUGAAAAUAUAUUUAAUCAUAUUUCAAAAACAACGCUAUUAACCCUGGGAGAUGAUUUGGAAGAGGUCGUUUUCAACCACUGUGUGGAAAUUAUAGCUAAAUCAGAAGAGUUCCAAGAAAGAGGCUCUAAUUGGGCCCUGGAGAAACUUUUAAAACUUGACAUAAAUGUGUUGAGAGCCAACUUAACACGUGGCUCACAUUAUAUUCCAACUCCGAAAUCAUUAAGCAACAAGAAGGGUGCGUGCCUUAACAUCAAAAACUAUGAUGACUUUUGUUUUAAGUGGUGUAUGGUUGUUGCAUUGGGGGAAACUGCAUAUGGAGAUCCGAGUAUAACCUCUUCAUAUAACGUAGACAUACACCAAGAUGUCAUUAUUCUGCAGUCUGGAAUAUCGCUAAAUUUCGAACAAUUAAAUUUCCCAUUGGGUCUUAAAUAUAUAAAAAAAUUUGAAAUGAACAACCCAGAGAUUAGCGUAAAUGUUUUCGGUUAUGAAAACAAGUCGGUCGUUGGUCCAUAUUACUUAACAAAGGAGACGAAAAGCAAUCACAUUAAUUUAAUAUUGCUGCACAACGAAGAAAAUUUCCAUUACAUUUUGGUUAUGGAUAUGUCUUGUCUUAUGCGGUCUCAAUUCACAAGUCAUAAGGAGAAAGGUUACUUUUGUUUUGGAUGCCUGCAAUGUUUCCACGAUGAAAAUAAAUGUAUGACUCACAAAAAGCAGUGUGGAAAAGUAGUCUGUGCCCUGCCGAACAAAAAAGAAGCCGUACUAAAGUUCGUCAAUCACAAGAAAAAGGAUAAGGUGCCUUUCGUUAUUUAUGCUGACUCCGAAAGUGUACUGGAAGACGUGCAGGAAGAUGAGAACAAUGGGGCGAGUAAAAAAACGGAAAAGGUAAAGAAGCAUAUUCCAUGUGCUUUUAGUUAUUUUAUUAAAUGUAGUUUUAAUGAAAAUUUAAAUAAGUUAUUUAUAUAUAGUGGUCCCGACGCAGCAAAUGUUUUUCUGAAAGAACUAAUUCAGGAUUGUAAAUUUUUGUAUGAUAGUUACCUAACCAAAACGAAACCUAUGAAUACUCUAACCCCCGAAGAAGAGACAGCCUUUCUUAGGGAUAUCAAUUGUCGUAUAUGUGGCGACAUUUUAGGUAACGAUAGGGUGAAAGAUCAUUGUCACUUAACGGGGCAAUAUCGAGGUGCGGUACAUAACCAUUGCAAUCUGCAAUAUCAUCUACCUAAAUUUAUUCCAAUAUAUUUCCACAAUUUUUCUUCGUACGACUGUCACCUCUUCUUUAAAGAGUUAGUUGAAUUUGGAGGUGAAAUAAGAGUCAUACCUCAAAACAAAGAAAAAUAUAUUUCAAUGUCUUAUUUCAUUAAUAUGGAUAACGAGUCAACCGACUCUAGUUCUUUAAAAAGUACAGUUGUUGUAGGAGAAGAAGAAGAUUCGAGUGAGGAAGAUGAUGAGGAAUUCCAGCAAGAAGAGGAAAGUGAGGGCAAAAAAGAGAAGAAAAAGAAAAUGAAUAGAUUAGAGCAUCGUUUCUUAGAUAGUUUUCGAUUUAUGCCUACUAGUUUGGAUAAAUUAGCAAGGAAUUUAUCUCGAGAUUCUUUUGUUGCUGUCAGAUCUCAUUUUCCUGAUGAUGAAUCAUUUGAACUUAUGACUAGGAAAGGAGUAUUUCCCUACGAAUAUAUGUCAUCAUUUGAAAAAUUGAAGGAGAAACAACUUCCCCCUAUAGACCAAUUUUAUAAUAAGUUGACCGAUACUGAAUGCUCGUCAGACGAUUAUAGGCAUGCAACAAAUGUUUGGUCACAUUUUCGAUGUCAAACUAUGCAAGACUACAUGGAUUUGUACUUAAAAGCUGAUGUCUUGCUUUUAGCAGACGUAUUUGAAAAUUUCAGGAGCUUAUGUAUGCGAAUUCACGAACUGGACCCUUGUCAAUAUCUCACAGCACCAUCUCUAUCUUGGGAUGCAAUGCUACUAUGUACUAAAGUCGAACUUGAGCUACUCAGAGAUAUAGACAUGUACAAUUUCUGCAAAAAUGGUAUUCGGGGAGGGCUUACCCAGUGCUCAAACAGACACUCGGUAGCAAAUAAUGAAGAUGCUCCCAAUUAUAAUAGUGCCAAACCAGAGGUAAAUAUCUAUUAUUUGGAUGUAAAUAAUUUAUAUGGUACAGUUAUGACUGAGUGUCUCCCUGAAAAAGAUUUUAGAUGGGUGGAGGGUUAUGAAAUGGAGAAAUUCAAUGAUCCAGCUGUAAUAUUAUCUAUUCCUGACAACGCUCCUACUGGUUUUAUUUUAGAGGUUGAUAUUGAAUAUCCACCGCACCUUCACGACAAACAUAACGAUUUACCUUUUUUGGCGGAGAAAAAGUGUGUUGAAGGCUCAAAAACUGAAAAACUGAUUGCAGAUUUUACUGACAAAACAUCAUACACCAUACACUACAAAUUACUUAAGCAAUCUCUGAAACAUGGACUAAUUCUUAAGAAAGUCCAUAGAGUUUUGGCUUUCACACAAAGCGCUUGGUUAGCUCCUUACAUACUGAAGAAUAAUGAACAUAGGGAAAAGGCUGAAAAUGCCUUUGAAAAAGAUUUUUUUAAAUUAUUGAAUAACUCUUCAUUCGGUAAGACAAUGGAGAAUAUCGACAAAAGAAAAACUGUGAAAAUUGUGACAAUGUGGGUAGAUGAGGCAAACCAAAGAAGAAGGAAUGUUGCUAGUAAAUUAAUCUCGAAGCCAAAUUUUCACAGCCUUUCGAUAUUCUCCGAAAAUAUGGUUGCUAUUCAAAUUAGGAAUGUCAGACACAACAACCAAUGGUUCACCAACAACACCAACGUAAGCAUACCAAACGACGUUCAGUGGCUGUUGUCGAUGGGCCCCAAAUAUGCUUUGCCAACAACAAAAACGGCAUUCCCCUUACUGAAUGUCAUUGCAGAAAGUGAAGAAUGUAUUCAAACCUUAGACGACAAAGAGGAUCAAGAGAACGCGAGAAAUGCAAUAGUCUCUCUAAUUGACGACCACUUACAACAGACAAAAUUGAGUAUAAGAGAUAAACUAUUAAUGGACACACACAACAACCAAUGGUUCACCAACAACACCAACGUAAGCAUACCAAACGACGUUCAGUGGCUGUUGUCGAUGGGCCCCAAAUAUGCUUUGCCAACAACAAAAACGGCAUUCCCCUUACUGAAUGUCAUUGCAGAAAGUGAAGAAUGUAUUCAAACCUUAGACGACAAAGAGGAUCAAGAGAACGCGAGAAAUGCAAUAGUCUCUCUAAUUGACGACCACUUACAACAGACAAAAUUGAGUAUAAGAGAUAAACUAUUAAUGGACACACACAACAACCAAUGGUUCACCAACAACACCAACGUAAGCAUACCAAACGACGUUCAGUGGCUGUUGUCGAUGGGCCCCAAAUAUGCUUUGCCAACAACAAAAACGGCAUUCCCCUUACUGAAUGUCAUUGCAGAAAGUGAAGAAUGUAUUCAAACCUUAGACGACAAAGAGGAUCAAGAGAACGCGAGAAAUGCAAUAGUCUCUCUAAUUGACGACCACUUACAACAGACAAAAUUGAGUAUAAGAGAUAAACUAUUAAUGGACACAGUUAAAGCGGGACCCAACUACGACAUUACAGAAUAA